This is a messenger RNA of Solanum pennellii, 1119 nucleotides long. RefSeq lists its product as uncharacterized. The transcript is spliced from 3 exons. The record is from RefSeq and is a predicted model, not a curated record. NCBI's taxonomy places the organism in Eukaryota, Viridiplantae, Streptophyta, Magnoliopsida, Solanales, Solanaceae. Bases 74 to 928 code for a protein of 284 amino acids.
AAAAAAUAUCAUAGGGCAAAAAUAAAAGGACUAAUAGAAUCGAACAAAUAAUUAAUUUACUAGUAUAGUUAAGAUGGCCGCAAAGAAUUCAGAUGAACUCGAAGGCCUGUAUGAGUUGACUUUUGGGUUUACAGAUGAAGGGAUCGAGUUUCAAUCAUGUGAAAAUUCGUUAAAAUCGAAUAUUAGUUAUAGCAGCGAAGAAAUACUGAUGAACGAAGAGGAGGAGGAUGAAAAUGUUAACGAUAGCGAAGAAAAUAAAGCAUUUUGGGCAUCACAAGAAGAGCUUCUUAAGACAACAUUGUGUAGGACAACUUCUUUUGAGUCAAAAGUUAGAAAAGCAACAAAAGAGGCUUUAAAAGAAUUGAAAUUCACAAGUUUCAAAUGUAGCUGCCGGAAAAUGGUAUCCGAUGGUUGCCGGAAAUGUAUGCAAAGAGAAAUCUCCGAUCGACUUACAAACGAAGGUUAUAAUUGCUUCAUUUGCAAGUCUAAGUGGAAAAGCACACCCGAAAUACCUUCAGGUGAAUAUACAUACAUUGAAGUGAUGACAAACGCAAGUUCAGAAAAAGGUGAAAUGAAGGUGAUUAUAGAAUUAAAUUUUCGAGGAGAAUUCGAAAUGGCACGAGCUAACGAAGGGUAUAAUCGUCUAGUUGAAAAAUUGCCGGAAGUAUACGUCGGAAAAAUCGAAAGGCUUAGAAAUUUAAUAAAAAUAUUAUGUUGUGCUUCUAAAAAAUGCAUGAAGGAAAAAAAAAUGCAUAUGGCUCCAUGGAGGAAGCACAAAUACAUGCAAGCUAAAUAUCUCGGCUCGCCGGAAAUUAAGUCGGAGACAAUUUUUCCGGUGAAUAAUCUCCGGCGGUUGCCAAGGCCAAGUGGUUCAAUGCUCACUUUUGAUUUGCUUGAUAGCUUGACCCCGGCGAUCAAAGUUAUUUGAUCACCGGGGUCAGAUUUCUUUUACCUAGUACUAAGUAUUAGAAUAUUCCUAUUUUGCCCUUGGAAUUCGGAAUUAUUAAUUUUGCUCGUAAACUAGUGAGAUAUAAUAGAUAUAUAUAUAUUAUUAUGGAAUAUUCCUAUUGCAUCCUUGUAAGUUAUGGUUUAUUUGAAUUUAAUUUUGUAAGAAUUUUA